This is a messenger RNA of Melospiza melodia melodia, 8164 nucleotides long. RefSeq names its product gamma-aminobutyric acid type A receptor subunit beta1 (gene GABRB1). Gene Ontology annotation, molecular function: neurotransmitter receptor activity; extracellular ligand-gated monoatomic ion channel activity; GABA-A receptor activity. The transcript has 8 exons. Gene Ontology annotation, biological process: signal transduction; chemical synaptic transmission; nervous system process. Gene Ontology annotation, cellular component: neuron projection; plasma membrane; GABA-A receptor complex. The coding region runs from base 22 to 1341 and encodes 439 amino acids. The record is from RefSeq and is a predicted model, not a curated record. NCBI's taxonomy places the organism in Eukaryota, Metazoa, Chordata, Aves, Passeriformes, Passerellidae.
AGCGCCGACGGGCCCAGCAACAUGUCCUACGUGAAGGAGACUGUGGACAGGCUGCUCCAAGGCUACGACAUCCGCCUCCGCCCGGACUUCGGAGGUCCGCCCGUGGAUGUGGGCAUGCGGAUAGAGAUCGCCAGCAUCGACGUGGUCUCGGAAGUCAACAUGGACUACACCUUGACCAUGUACUUUCAGCAGUCCUGGAGGGACAAAAGGCUCUCUUAUUCUGGAAUACCUUUGAACUUAACUCUGGACAACAGAGUGACCGACCAGCUCUGGGUGCCGGACACAUAUUUCCAAAAUGACAAGAAAUCAUUUGUCCAUGGGGUGACAGUGAAAAACCGAAUGAUCCGACUCCAUCCAGAUGGGACAGUCCUUUAUGGCCUACGGAUCACAACAACAGCUGCUUGCAUGAUGGAUCUACGCAGAUAUCCUCUGGAUGAACAAAACUGCACACUAGAAAUUGAAAGUUAUGGAUACACUACUGAUGAUAUUGAAUUUUACUGGAAUGGAGGAGAGUCAGCAGUGACAGGAGUUAAUAACAUCGAGCUCCCACAAUUUUCUAUUGUGGAUUACAAGAUGGUAUCAAAGAGAGUGGAAUUUACAACAGGAGCAUAUCCUCGACUCUCACUUAGCUUCCGGCUUAAAAGAAAUAUUGGAUACUUCAUUUUGCAAACCUACAUGCCUUCCACGCUGAUCACAAUUCUGUCAUGGGUGUCUUUUUGGAUCAAUUAUGAUGCCUCUGCAGCCAGAGUUGCUCUAGGAAUCACGACUGUGCUGACCAUGACCACCAUCAGCACCCACCUCAGGGAGACCUUGCCAAAGAUUCCCUAUGUCAAGGCAAUAGAUAUUUACCUGAUGGGAUGCUUUGUGUUUGUGUUCCUGGCCUUGCUGGAAUAUGCCUUUGUAAACUACAUAUUCUUUGGGAAAGGACCUCAACGUCAAAAAAAGACAGCAGGCAGAGCAGGACAUGCUACAGGAGAGAAGAGCAGACUGGAAACAAAUAGAGUCCAGGUUGAUGCCCAUGGAAACAUGCUUCUGGAGCCUCUUGAGCUACGAAAUAACAUUUGCACCAUCUUCCAUGAGCCCCGAGCCACCAGGCACACGAGCGACAGUGCCAACCUGCAGCACAGAAGAGCCACGUCCAGCAGAGACCUCUGCAGCAGGAGUGCUCUGGACAGGCACAGGCUCCAUAAAAAGGGACACUUACACAGGAGGGCAUCCCAGAUCAAAGUCAAAAUCCCUGAUCUGACUGAUGUUAACCUGAUAGACAAGUGGUCCAGAAUGGUCUUUCCCAUCAUGUUUAUUCUUUUUAAUGUUGUUUACUGGUUGUAUUAUGUCCACUAAUUUAUGCAAUAAUGUUACCACAGACUAACAUAAUUAGACUUGUUUCUUUUCCUUCUCAAUCUCAUUAAUUCUGAAGAACUGCAAGUAGCUAUAAUGUUCCAUGUUCAACGUAAGAUUCUCCAGCAUGGAACACUUCAAGAUUUAAGCUUUUAAAAAGAAAACAACAACCCAACACAAAUCCAGGGUUGCAACAUUUAGAUCAGAACAGUACAGAUCAGCUCUUAAGGAGCCUCUUGAGAAAGAUUGCUCUACCUUGAUUUUUACAAAGUUUGUGCAUCACCCAUGACCUUUCUGUGCCAAAUUUAAUUUUUUUAAGUGGAAAUUUGUCCCACUGUAUUUCUUAUCAUAUAUUGGCAGCUUACAGCAGCAUGCUUCCAAACAACACAGUCAAACUACUAGCAGUAGCUAUGUCACUGUCUUUCACCACUCAGAGCAUAGAGAAAUUUGAAGAAAUUACAGUUUAAAGAAUUGUAACUAUUGCACCAUGCUUCACUUCAAACUUAAUAGCUUUACUGGGAAGUAUUUCCAUAGUGUGUUUGAGAAGUAUCACUCAAGGAGAAGUCAAAUAACAUUUUCAUAGACAGAGAUCUUCAAAAGAAAAAAGGGUAGCAGAGAGAAAUCCCACGGAGUAUCCAAGCAAGUAAUCAGCUGAUUUGAUCUUAAUGGAAUUCUGUUAUUUCCACAAUAGCAGAAGUAAAGUCGAUAUUUAUCAGAACAGUUGUACCAUAUGUAAUUUUGUGUUAAAAAGUAGAAAAAAAACACAUGUUGAUUCCCUGAAUGAACUCUGUGGGACACCCCAGGCCAAGAUUUUUCUUAAGGCCCAGGUUUCCUGCGGCUGGAAAUUGCAACAUUCUCCCAAAAGUUGGUAGAUGUCUGGGAACAGAUCUGAGGAAAUUUCUGCACACAGAAUUCUGAAUUCCUUCAGAUUUCUUCAUUCCACUGAGAACCAGGAGAUGCAGCUGAGCCUUAGAGCACACUGGGAAUGCUGGUGCACUCCUCCUGAGGAGCUGCCUUUCUUACCUGGCAGCCUACUGCCUGACAGAGCUCCAGGCAAGGAGCCACAGGCAAAGGGCUAGCAAUGUCCAUGCAGCUGAGGAGCAACAGAUCAGUCAUCUUCUACCUAUGAUAAAUAGGUAUAAUAUAUAUUAAAUAAAUUAAAUUAAGGAAGUCUUGCAAACUGAACUUUCCAAAACUGCAAAAAAUAGCACCAGGAGGGAGACAGCAGUAGGACCAUAUGUGCUGUCCAUUGCAAAUACAUAUCCAUUAAAUAGUUUUGAAUUCUUUGAAUUCAAAUGAGACUUAACAGAGUAAGUCCAUGAGCCAUCGAAUUUGCCUGCUUUGUGCUUAUACACAAAAAUUAAUUCAAAGACAGUAAUUCAAAGAAAGUAAUGAAUUCUGCAGAUUUGUAGUGUAAAAUACAACCAUCAGUGAUUCAUGUUUUGCAUUACCAGAUUUCCAAAAGACAUUCACAGACAGACCUCAGGUAAGUAAUUAAGCCCAGCUGAUCCAGUGGUGAAGAGAUACUGCAACCUCUCCUUACAGCUGCAGUGAGCAUUUUAGAAGAGCCAACAUCAAACAUGACAUCUAAAAGUCUUUAGGUUAGAAAAAGAGGAUCCUUUGUUUUGGAUUACAAGAGCAAAGAUCAGCUUUACUAGUCUUCAGCAUUUCUUUUGCAGGCCCCUAACAUAUCCAUACACAUAUUUUUCUAGUUUAUGGUUCAGCCAGAUACUCCUGGCAAAGUUGAUAGGUACAUGGACUAAAAUCAGUUACAUGGUACAGUUCCAAGAAAAACAAAAAUUAAAAAAAAGGGAGCAGAGUAAAAGCCAUUAACAAAACAAGAGCAGAGCACAUGCAAAACUCCUUAAGAACAGCAUGUCCCAAAAUAGGAGGAUGUAGCCUUCUGCCCCAGGAGACACUGAACACACACCUAUCCAAACCCCAGCCCCACAGGAUAAUCUGGGCAACACACACCAAGGCCUGUCUGCACCAAGAGCUGGAAGCCACCAGCACCACCUGAGUCGGGAAACAGCUGCCAGCUCUUGGUGCAAAGUUUGGCAGCAGGGACUAAUGACCCAUCACAUACAGAGGCAAGAGCCACUAACUGUAGGUGCAGCUUCUAGAGAAAAAGGUAGAAGAAAUCAUUUCUCACCUGAGAGCAAUAGCUUGGCAGCAAGGAAAAGCCAGUGGUUAUUAGUGGCAUGGCAUGGCAUGGCAUGGCAUGGCAUGGCAUGGCAUGGCAUGGCAUGGCAUGGCAUGGCAUGGCAUGGCAUGGCAUGGCAUGGCACGGCAUGGCAAAAUGAGUCCAUUUAUAGGUUACCCAGGCACAAUGCCAUCUGGAGCUAGAAAUUAUGGAGCACAAAAGAAACACAAUCUCUUCCCAUCAAUAAAUUGGAGUAAUUUGGCUGACUUUAUGCAAUAAAGCUGAAUAAUGCUGUCAUGCCAAGUUCCCUUACAGUUGUACUUUAGUAGUUUCCCUACCCCGAAGAACCAGACUUCAAGACCAGCACAGGUAAGGACCUAUUGCUAAUUAGGUUUUAGCUAAACUCCUAUGCAGUUUGUGCAGCUCUCAUGCAAUUUCUACUGGAAGUCAUUUUUGGCUGGGUUUCCUGAGGCAUUGAGUUUCUACUGUCCCUGAGCAUGUACAUUUGUGUGCCUACCUGGAGUCUCCCAACAACAUUUGAAUCUAUUGAGAAUAUCAACUAAUAAUUUUCUUUUUGUUCAAAAGCUAAAAGAACAGUACGGAUCUGAGAUACUAGAUUCCUACAAGUUUCAACAAAGCAGCUAUGUUAGCAGAGGACAAAGCUCACAUUGUCAUCUGCCUCUUCUAUGGCAGAAAGAAACUUGAUGAACUCCAGCCUUAUUAGACACAAAACCCAGUCUUUUCAGUGAAACAGGAAUAUUUUUGACAUUACAUUGCUUUAUGCACUGAACAGCACAGAGGUUGCAAUUUUAGAAUCUCUGCUGGUUCACCUAGUUCACCCUUACAGGAAAUGUUCCUUCUCUUUGUACUGCAAGUGCAGGAUUUCUUGACAUAAAUCACAAGGAAAGUCACCCAGGGGCUGAGGGUCACAUUCCACCAGCUGUUUCCCAUCACCAAGGAGCCUGUUCCCAUGAAUUCUCACAUAUUGAGGAUGCAUUGCUAACACGUCCUUGGGAGUAUUAGUAAAAAAAGGCUGGAUUAUAUCUGUUAUGUAAAAAAAUACUUUAAAAAUGGGUUCUCUAUUACAAAGCAUGACCUCCCCACAUCUGUGACUGUGCAUUUCUUCCUACCUCCUUGGGCACCCAAUCACCCUGCAGCCCAAAGAAGGCAAGAGAUCACACGAGAAUAAUGAAUUUCAGCAUGUAGUAAUGCUGAAAUGUAUAUGCACAGGCUGAAAGAAUUAAGUGACAAAUAAAAAAGGUGGCAUUUCUUAAAAGAAGACCAGGUGACUUUGGUCUACUUGCUGCCUUGGAGUGCAGAGGUAACUCUAAUGGUGCUGUUUGUUUCUUGCCAUGUGUAUUUCUCAAUUAUUUUGUAAGUAACCUUGAAAUCUCCCAUAAUUAUAAAAACAUCCCUUCUUGUCUCAUGCUGGUGCCAAUCUAAGAAAUGGCCUGGUACUCACUCUUUUACAUCUUUUAUUGCAAAGUCCAAUUGCAUUUGACUGUGAAUACCAGUGAGGAACCAAUAUAAUUACAUGGCAGCAAAAGCAUGUCAUAUUGCUAGAGAUCAUCUCUGACCAAUUUCUUUUAACUCAUCCCUGGCUCUCUGUACCUGCAUUGUCUCAAGCAAAAGUAUAAAAUCAGUCCCACUGCCAAAAUGUAAGAAAGAUGGUUUCCUUUAGCAGAUCAAGCCUUUUGGUGAGAACAUCAGCCAUCUCAUCCACAUCUGUGAACAUACCAGUCUCCUUGUUCCUGUCUCUGAAACUUCAUUUCCUGUUUUGAUCUAGCUGACAACAUGUUACCUGAUUUUUUUUUUAGAUUUUUAGAAGAAACUUUGAAUGUUGUACACUAUAGCUAACAUUUCCGAAACAAAUCAGGCAAAUCAUAAUUUCCAGAAAGAGCUGAUUGAGACUUUGGCAUAGGUAAAGAAUUCAGGAUUAGGUUUCACAAAGGAAGUUUCCAGCAGCUCUCAGAUGAUCCAGUGUCACUCUGGCUCCCAUUUAAAACAAUAUCAAUAGAAAUACAACAGAUCUGAAACCUCUGCCUUCGUAGCCCUCAAAAAAAUCUAUUUAAUCUAUAUCCUAGGAAUCCUUCCCCACAGAUACUCCAUCACCAAAGCAGUUCCUGUGGAACUCUAACAGUUUCCAGUUAUAAAAAUCCCCACACCUUCCAGUGCCUUUCAUUACUCUAUUAGCUAAACUAGCUGAGUAACCCAAUGCUUAAAAAUCACCAGAGCCUUCUCUCUGUAGUACUCUCCUCACAGGCCUGCAAAAAUCCAAAGAAUGAUAUUUGUGAUAUUUGCCUCAUUUUCUAGGCUUUGGUGGGAGUCAUUUGGUCCUUCUGGAGAAGCCCUAAAGCAGGUAUGAACUAAAAUUUUACAGAGGAAACAGUGUAUACCACCAAAUGUAACUGAGGUUGAUUUAAAGUAAAAAAAAAUAAAAAAAUUAUGGACUAUCUUGAUGCACUUAUGAAAGCAUUCAUUAGUACUAGAAGAGUAAAAAUCCCUUUACUGCUGAUACUGCAUUUUAAAUAUUAAUUCGCAAAUCAAAAUGAUAGCAAAAUGUGCAUACUUCAGGAUAGGGUGUUACUGGUUCUUAAAACCACCUUUCAGAAGAAAGCAUAGUUAUGUCUCAAUAUGUUUCCCAUCAGAAAGGCUUGCUUCAGAACUCAGAAAUGUUCUACAGACUUAUUUAGAUCUUUUAAAAACACAGCUUCUUGGCAUAUAUAAUUGCUUUGUUGCAAAAGCAGUUUUAUAAACAAUAGUCAAUUCCAUACUGACAGUUUGCUGCUCAUAUGCAGUUCUGGUUCCCUUUAGCAUACCAAGAUCAAAGCUGACAUGGCUGAUAUGAAAAAAAAGAUUUUUCUGAAAUCAAGGGAAGAGUUCUGUGAAACAGAGAAAAAUGCAAUGAGCACCAGCAGAGGGCAAGUAACAUUAUUUUUAUAAUUCACUUUUUAUAUUUUGUAUCAAGAUAUGCUGAUUUUCUGAUUCAAAUUGCAGGUCUGCUUAUGCAAUAUGAAUUUCUGUAGGUGCUUUUGAGGUGGUGAAAUUAAAACUUCCUACAAUGUGUCUAUUAUAUUGUAGGUACUGAUUUCAUUAGCUUUUGGUUCAAAAAGCCUCCUGUACAAAGUUUUGUUUCUGGUGUAAAUUACAUACUCAAGAGGCCUCUCCUUAGUACCUGCAAAACCAGAGAGAUUUCCUGAACACCUUUAUGAUGGUUAGCUUGCGGGGUUUUGCCCAUGCCACUGCAGGCCCCAGAAGUGAGCUGCUCUGCCAGGUAGGGACUGGGAGAACAGCAACCCAUGGCCUUGAAUUGGGCCAAAGGAGCAGCAUCUCCUGGGAACAACACUUACCAGUUAGUGUGGUGGCAUGUGCAAACUCCACAGCUAUUCCACAUGCUGCAGCGAGGUAAUUAGAAUGAGCUCACACAUGGAAGAAGGCAGGAAAAUACAGAUAUUGGCAAAUAGAGCAGAAAAGCAAGGACAAAAUUCAGUUCAUUGAUGCUAAUUGGGUCUCUUUAAACUCUCACACCUUUGGCCUAAUUCUUAGUCACAGGCACAAGUUUCUUUGUCAGUGGGGCUCCUCACACCACAAACUCUCCUCAAGAUGUGCUUCUGGUCACAAGUUUGUUUCAGGUGUUUUUGUCCUGUGUAGGUUUGUCCUAUUUACCCUGCUCAUGUCUACCUGCAUCCAGCAAAGUGUAGCUGAAGAUGACACCACUGUAAUGGGUCUUGUGAAAGGUCUGGCUUUUUUCAUUAAUCUGGUCUGGUACAGUCUCCACAAAGGCCUUAUCUGUCACAACAGGAGACCUUGGCUUGUUCCAGAAGUACCUAAUUCUCUGAGCAAAGAGAAAAAGAAAUAAAAUCUGACAGAUAGUACAAAGAGCAAGCUCUGUUCUCCAUUCUUUCUGGUCCUUUUCCUUGCCAUCUGCUGGAGGCCAUUAUGUGCCUUUCAUUUCUCUGUAGAUAUGUAAGGUCAGGAUGCACAUUUCAAAUACAAUGCCAUGUUUUAGCUGCUGCUUCUCAACUGCUUGUCAACUGGAGCUCCAGUCCCCUUCUAGCCACUCACACUGUGUUGUUAUGCCCCCUAUUAAAAACUUAAUUUUGAUGGUUAUAUUAAAAAUACUCUUUUUCAAUAAAGUCUAACACCUACUAAAAAAAAAAGCAUCUCAUUGCACGUUUAUUUCUGUCAACAGCAGUAUCAGAAACCUGUCUUCUUGUUAAAGCAAAAAACCAUUGAAAAAAGAUUUUUUCAGCCUUUUCUGUUCAGUGCUGCAGUAGAGGACAGACAAAUGUAGGAUGAUACUACAGACUGAACACCACUACAUACUCUUAAUUAGAAAUCCAUUAUUACAUAAGUUGCUAGAGAAUUUAAAAUGAAGCUAUGUAAACACUUUAAGUCAACUAUUAAGAAAAAGUCACAAAUAUUGAAAGUAGCAUCUGCAGCAGAUUCUUCAACAGAAGUUUCACUGGUUGUACAUAAAAAUGGAAGUUAUUAUUUGUGACCAUUUGUUAUUGAGAAAAUACUACUAAUUUUGUAUUUUUGAGUGGUUGAUGUUGAAAACUAAGAGGAAGCAAAAAAAAGUUCACUUCAGCAACACACUAAAAAUUAGUUUUAAAUAUCCAUCUUUCACUGAAGUACAGAAUUUCUAGGUAUUUUUUUUGUUUAGUUUUCACAGUACAUCUA